GGCAUCUCUUGGUUAGAUUCACUUUAGCCGCAGUCGACGCAGCAUUUUGGCGGCAUUUAAGUUAUUUCCAUUAAAUACUACUUCCAAACAUUUUUAAACAUGUCGCAGAUUUGUAAACGAAGCUUGUUGACGGCAAACCGAGUCCUCAUUAAUGCACCAGCAGUUUUACGUUGCAAAUCAACAUGGUUCUCCGACGUGAAAAUGGGUCCACCGGAUGCCAUUUUGGGUGUUACGGAGGCCUUCAAGAAGGACACAAAUCCCAAGAAGAUCAAUCUGGGAGCCGGUGCCUAUCGUGACGACAACACAAAACCCUUUGUGCUGCCCAGCGUGCGUGAGGCCGAGAAACGUCUGGUGGGUCGCUCCCUGGACAAGGAGUAUGCCACAAUCAUUGGUCUGCCCGAUUUCUACAACAAGGCGAUCGAGCUGGCGUUGGGCGAGCAAUCACAGCGCCUGAAGGCCAAGCACAAUGCCACAACACAGGCGAUCAGCGGGACUGGCGCGUUACGUGUGGGCGGUGCCUUUUUGAGCAAGUUCUGGCAGGGAAAUCGGGAGAUCUACCUGCCGACGCCAUCGUGGGGUAACCACGUGCCCAUUUUCGAGCAUUCCGGUCUGCCGGUUAAGCGCUAUCGCUACUACAACCCAAAGAACUGCAAUCUGGACUUUGGCGGUAUGAUUGAGGACUUGAAGAAAAUCCCUGAAACGUCGAUUGUGCUGCUGCAUGCAUGCGCCCACAAUCCAACGGGCGUCGAUCCCAGCACAGAGCAAUGGCGUGAACUCUCGCAGCUCUUCAAACAGCGCAACCUUUAUCCAUUCUUUGACAUGGCCUAUCAGGGCUUUGCUACUGGCAAUGUAGACGGCGAUGCUCAGGCUGUGCGCAUUUUUGAGGCAGAUGGACACGACUUCUGCCUGGCGCAAAGCUUCGCCAAGAACAUGGGUCUGUACGGCGAGCGUGCCGGCGCCUACUCCGUCAUCUGUGCCGAUGAGCAGGAGGCAGCGCGCGUUCUAUCACAGAUCAAGAUCCUUAUUCGCGCUCUAUACUCCAAUCCCCCAAUUCAUGGUGCUCGCAUCGCAGCCGAGAUUCUCAAUAGCGCUGACUUACGCAGCCAAUGGCUAAAGGAUGUUAAAGGAAUGGCAGAUCGAAUUAUCGACGUGCGCUCAAAACUGAAGAGCAAUCUCGAAAAACUCGGCUCCACGCACAACUGGGAGCAUAUUGUCGACCAGAUUGGCAUGUUCUGCUUUACAGGCCUCACGCCGGAGCAAGUUGACAGCCUGACCAAAAAUCACAGCGUCUACCUUACGAAGGAUGGUCGCAUUUCCAUGGCUGGCGUAACAAGCAAGAACGUCGAGUACCUGGCCGAGAGCAUACAUAAGGUGACCAAAUAAAUCAUGCUAGUGGAUAGAUCGUUACGAAGCCCCUUUUAUCUGCUUUUUUACGCAUUUAUAGCAACUUCUUGCAGUUAAUUAGUUACAAAAAUUGCCUUACACACCUAUCCUGUACAUACGACGAAUAUCUGCCUUUGAAAUAAAGCAUUUUAUAGUUUA
Molecule: messenger RNA, 1542 nt
Organism: Drosophila montana
Lineage: Eukaryota; Metazoa; Arthropoda; Insecta; Diptera; Drosophilidae
Gene: Got2
Product: glutamate oxaloacetate transaminase 2
Exons: 4
Coding region: 100-1383 (427 amino acids)
Biological process (GO): biosynthetic process; L-aspartate catabolic process
Cellular component (GO): mitochondrion
Molecular function (GO): pyridoxal phosphate binding; L-aspartate:2-oxoglutarate transaminase activity
Source: RefSeq, a predicted model, not a curated record